AUGAGAGUCCAUUUGCUUCUAUUCACUUUCCUCCUCUUCUUGACCCUCUUACCCUCAGUGAGAAGUGGCCUGGGUUCCGCUGAAGGACACUGUCUCAAUCUGUCUGGAGUCUGCAGAAGAGAUAUUUGCAAAUUUACAGAAGAUGUAAUUGGCAGCUGCCGCCGGAGGUGGAAAUGCUGCAGGCCGUGGUGGAUUCUUCUACCAAUCCCAACACCGGUUAUCUUUUCAGACUAUCAAGAGCCCCUUAAGUCAAAAUUGAAAUGA
Nycticebus coucang (slow loris) is the source of this 264-nucleotide messenger RNA. Its product is annotated as beta-defensin 109-like. Bases 1 to 264 code for a protein of 87 amino acids. Gene Ontology annotation, biological process: defense response to bacterium; cell chemotaxis. The transcript is spliced from 2 exons. Gene Ontology annotation, molecular function: CCR6 chemokine receptor binding; chemoattractant activity. Lineage: Eukaryota; Metazoa; Chordata; Mammalia; Primates; Lorisidae. The record is from RefSeq and is a predicted model, not a curated record. Gene Ontology annotation, cellular component: extracellular region.